AUGUCCGGGACGAUUAGUACCGACGAGCAGGCCCUCGCCCUCGCUCACGAGGCCGGCUGGACCGACGGUCUUCCCAUCGUGCCGCCGACGGCGGAGCGGGUGCGCGCGUUCGUGAAUGCGUCGGGCCGCUCGGCGCUGGAGUUGGUGGGAGAGAUACCGCCGCGCGGCGGGCGGGCCACGGUGGAAAAGCUGGCGGCCAACGCGGUGAUGGCCGGAUGCUUGCCGGAGUACUUUCCAGUGGUCAUCGCGGCGAUUGACGCUCUGCUGCUGCCCCGUUUCAACCUGGCGUCCGUGCAAUGCUCAACGCAUAUCGCCACCCCGUUGGUGGUGGUGAACGGGCCGGCUGCCGAUGAACUGGGGAUGAACUCCGGGGGCAACUGCUUCGGCCAGGGCAACCGGGCCAACGCAACUAUCGGCAGGGCAGUGAAGCUGGCGUUGACCAAUCUGGGCGGCGCCCUGCCGGGGGAUGAGGACCGGGCAACCUUCGGACAUCCCGGCAAGUUCACCUACUGCAUCGCCGAGAACGAGGCGGAAAACCCCUGGGAACCGUACCAUGUGGAACGCGGGUUCCGUGCCGACCAGUCCGUCGUCACCGUGCAUCCGGCGGAAGCGCCUCACAACCUGAACAACCACGGGGCGGACAACCCGCGCGACCUGCUGACCACCUUCGCGAUGUCCAUGGCCAUCCCGGGCUGCAACAACAUCCACGUCAUGGGAGACGUGCUGCUGGUGCUGGGGCCGGAGCACGCCGACAUCAUCGCCAGCGCCGGGUGGAGCAAGAACGAUGUGCGCUCGUACCUGUACGAGCUGGCCCGGCAGCCUCUGGGAGUGCUGAAGCUGGGCGGGAUUCACGGCCGUCAUGCCCAUCGCAACACCCUGUGGCCCCGCUGGAUCAACCGGGAGGACGACAAUGCCCUGGUGCCGGUGGUGCGGCGACCCGAGGACAUCCAUAUAAUGGUGGCCGGCGGAGCGGGCCGGCAUUCAGUCUACAUUCCAGGCUGGGGUUCGCGGAUUACGUCAGCGGCCGUCAGAUGA
Geodia barretti is the source of this 1035-nucleotide messenger RNA. Lineage: Eukaryota; Metazoa; Porifera; Demospongiae; Tetractinellida; Geodiidae. The record is from the annotation of a GenBank genome assembly.